UUUUUCUUGCAGAUUUGAAGGUUACGGAGGAAGCAGCGGACAGCGAGUUGUCAGGUUUCCGCUGGAAAGGGCGACCAGGCCGGGUUUUUCUUGGAGAAAGCGGGGUGUGAGUGUUGCACUGAGACGGAGGACAUGGAUCCCAUGAAAGCACAGCAGCUGGCAGCGGAGUUAGAGGUGGAAAUGAUGGCUGACAUGUACAACCGCAUGACCAACGCCUGCCACAGGAAGUGCGUGCCCCCCCACUACAAGGAGGCAGAGCUGACAAAGGGCGAAUCUGUGUGCCUGGACCGCUGCGUGGCCAAAUACCUGGACCUCCACGAGAGGCUGGGACGCAAGCUGACCGAGCUUUCCGUUCAGGACGAGGAAAUGAUGAGGAAGGCAGCCGUUGGGAGCGGCUAGAGCGAGAGAGACUGAUAAAGGGAUGGAGUAGGAGUGUUUUUUGGGGGGAGGGUUUUGCAAAGGGGUUAAGGUAAAUGGUUUCUCUAGAUGAGAAACUGCAGUUUCAAAGAAAGGGGUGGUUGGUGGGUAAAAAAAUAAAUCUAAAGUCAUAUUCAUGCUGAUGAGGGGCCGUGUUGAAGGACGAUGUGAAGGACAGAGCACCUGGUGGGGCGGGAACGGGCGAAUGCCGCCCUCAAACAUGUUGACUAAGUUGCCAUUUAGAGCUUACAUGAGCUGUCCAUCGGUGACGUGAGCGAUGGUAUGAGGACGCCUCUGAAAACUGGCGAUGGUGAUCCUUGAGCCUCUGCUGGAUCUGUUUAUUUUACUCUCAACUUUGACUGCUGCUCAGUAAGUCACCUGAGAUGUGACGGGACAGGAACAGCCCUGGAUAUAGGAAUAUUUGUAAAAUCUCCACAGUGUUUGUUUUCAUCUGCUUGGAGCACCAAAGAGUUGGGGCUUACUCCAGAAGGACAGGUCACAGGUUAUCAAUCAAACUGUCAGUGACAUGUGUAUGAACAGUUGACUUUUGAGUACUUUGCAACAAUUCUCAUGCUCAUUUUAGAGUUUCAAAAGGCAAACCCCACCCACCUUGGUAUUCCAGGGAGAAUAAAACAAACACCAAGAUGUAUUUGCAUAUACCCUAUGACCCAGUUCUGUAAGAGAUUUGAACUUUUUUUUUAAGAUGUUGAAGCAUGGGUCCUGUUAAUAAGUUGCAGCAUAACAUUUUCUUAAGGUAGGGGUUUAGUGUGCAGAGCAGCAGCUCUUCACAGGUAUGAGUUGUCUGUUAUGCAGACAAAGUAUUAAUUUACAAAACCUCACUGAAAUACAGUAAAAAAAAAUGCACAGGUUCGUACCUGUGAAAUAGAAAAAAGGGGUAGGGGAGAUGUACUGAUAAUAAAUAUUUACGUCAAAAAGAUGUGAUUUCUUUUUAUACGAGACACUAUGCAUAGUUUACUGUUUUUCAGCCAUGUGCUGUUGUGACACCUCGGCUAGACGGCCAGCUUGGCUGAUGUGGGUUGUGCAGACUUGUUUAGUUAAAGUUUUUGUCAAUCACUUUGCCUGUAUUAUGACAUACUGAUUAUCGCUGCAGUCAUUUUUCAUGCAUGUACAGACUGUCGUGACGUGUGUCAGUGGUGGACCAUGUUUUUGACUGUGCUAUACUUUUGAUUUUGGCUCUGUUUAACCCAUUGUAUAAGCAGAGGGGGUUUUAUCCAGCGAGUGAUGCGACUGUCCGCUCUUCUGUACUUCCUGUUUUUUUUUCUCGGUACACUGGGGGAAGCUGCACAGUGUCAUCAUGAUAAUUAGCCUAAUAAAGUUGUCGUCCAUUGUU
This is a messenger RNA of Myripristis murdjan (pinecone soldierfish), 1768 nucleotides long. It is a transcript of the gene timm10, whose product is annotated as translocase of inner mitochondrial membrane 10 homolog (yeast). Gene Ontology annotation, biological process: protein insertion into mitochondrial inner membrane. Gene Ontology annotation, cellular component: mitochondrial inner membrane. The record is from RefSeq and is a predicted model, not a curated record. The transcript has 2 exons. The coding region runs from base 133 to 399 and encodes 88 amino acids. Lineage: Eukaryota; Metazoa; Chordata; Actinopteri; Holocentriformes; Holocentridae.